This is a messenger RNA of Leptopilina heterotoma, 1076 nucleotides long. RefSeq lists its product as uncharacterized. Gene Ontology annotation, biological process: regulation of transcription by RNA polymerase II. Bases 20 to 976 code for a protein of 318 amino acids. The transcript is spliced from 7 exons. NCBI's taxonomy places the organism in Eukaryota, Metazoa, Arthropoda, Insecta, Hymenoptera, Figitidae. Gene Ontology annotation, cellular component: transcription regulator complex; nucleus. The record is from RefSeq and is a predicted model, not a curated record.
UCUGAUUAUUCAAGAAAAUAUGGCUGAUUCUCAUUACGAAGGAAUUUUAAGUACAGUAUACUGUGCGGGAUGCGGAGGUGAAACGUCUCUAGAAAGAAUUAGCGAGCAUCCCUGUUUUCAAGGAGACAAUACGGAUCUUUAUCUCGACGGGAACAUCGUUAGCAACUCCUCCGAACAACUUCAAAAUUUUCUAGAUGGUUGCAAUAAGAGAUGUAACAUCAACAAAGCACAUGAAUCAUCUGUCGAAGAGGAAGCCGUAAUGCAAGACAUAGAAGUAGAUGAAGAUGGAGUGGCAGUAACAUCCGAUGAAAACUAUAUCCAUAUGUUGGAGUUAAUAAAAAAUAAACCAUGCAUAUGGAAUCACAAUCUGCCAUUAAGCAAGCGUAGUCCAGGCUUAAUUGCUGAUGCAUGGAUCUCAAUUUUGAAAUUCUUUAAAGGUUGGAAUGUAGAAGCAAUUAAAAAACGCUUCUCCAAUUUAAAAGUAACGUAUACUAGGAGGAAGAAAGGAGCUCCAAGUGGUUCAGGCGCUUUUCCAAGAAAACGUUGGAUUCUAGAUCCGUAUAUGACCUUCUUACACGAUAUUCUGCAAGAUGAAGGAAGAAGCACAAGGAGUAAUGUAUCUCCAGAGCGAGGUAGUUGCACGGAAGAUUCGUCACAAGAAUAUUUUACAGCGCCAGAAGGUUCCGAGGAUGAAAAUAUUUCCAGCAUAAAGAAAGGAAACUUUCGGUUUACAGCUGCAAGUUCUCUAGGGAAAAAGCGAAAACCGACUGAGGACUCGCUGGAAGCAGCAGUUGUGCAAUUCAUUUCAGAGAAACGCGCAAAGUCUAAUCAAAACGUAUUGAAACCAAUAGAACAAUGGAGUUUGUGGCUGGCAAAUGAAAUUUCCAGUUUUCCAUUAAUAAGUGACAGAUUACAAAUCCAAAAUUAUAUAACAAAUUACAUUUCGGAAAAACGUUCAAGCAUUGAAAGUGAAUAAAAUUUUGUUAACUUUAAAAAUAUAAUUGUAAGUAUAACAUUACAUAAAGUGAUACAAAAAGCAGAUUUUGUAAAAUUUCAAAAUCGCGUUAUACAAAGUA